Messenger RNA from Brugia pahangi, 1416 nucleotides. The record is from the annotation of a GenBank genome assembly. Lineage: Eukaryota; Metazoa; Nematoda; Chromadorea; Rhabditida; Onchocercidae.
AUGCCUAAUAACAGAAGAGAAAAAAUUCCGGAAGGUACGUUGUGUGUUGUUUGCUCAGAUUUGGCCAGCGGUAUCCAUUAUUCGGUUGCUAGUUGUAACGGUUGUAAAACAUUCUUCCGACGUGCGCUUGUGAAUAAGCAAGCUUUCCAGUGCCAAUUUUCCGACGAUUGUAUCGUUGAUAAAUCCGUACGAUGUGGUUGUCGAAGUUGUCGAUUAAAGAAAUGCUUCGAAAUGGGAAUGGAUCCAAAUGCUAUCCAACAUGAUAGGGACAAGAUUCGUUAUACCAAACGUUUGAAAAAGAUGAAAGAUGAGAAAGCAUGUGAUAACAGAGAGAUUUUUAAUGGGAAACCGAUGAGAGAGGAAAGAGAAAACAGUCCUCAAAGCACUCUUUCUCUUGAUGACGCAAUUGCAAGUCCAUCAUCAAGCUUUGCUGGGCAAAGUUUGGGACCAGCUAGUAACGGACCAUAUCUCGAUCAUGAUAUUCAAGAUGUACAAGCUGAAAUGUCUGGUUUACUUUCGGAUCUGUUAAGUUUGGAGCACAAACUCGAUGGUGUCCGCUAUUCAAAUAAAUUUCCUCCCCAUACGUCGGCUGCUUCGUGCAUGUAUGAUAGACGACUUCUAGAUGACGAAGCAUGGCUUUCAACCUAUACAGUUCCAGUGCAACCUGUUGCCAUUCCUACACCCUGUGAUCGUGGAAGUAUGCGAGCGUGGUUUGUGAAAGAUUUAACACUAAUGAUUGAAUGGGCAAAAUGUAUUCCACAAAUGAGACAGCUUCUACUUAACGACAAGCUGGCACUGAUUAAAGCAUUUGCACCUGUCUACCCGCUUAUUCAGUUAGCCUAUUAUUCUUGUAAAUAUGAAAAAAAUCAGUUCAUAAACAGUUCUUUGGGAAGUUUGUUAACAGUGUCGCCUGUACCGAGUACAGGGUUAUCAAUUGAGCCUAAUGGAACAGUUGAUGAAGCUGUGAAAGUUGAACGGUUAUGGUAUCCAGAUGGACGUUUUCUGGAAAGGGAAGAUGUAGACGGGAGUAGUACGUUCAGUUGUGGGAAGAAAGCUUUACCAAUAAAUGCUCUUCUCAUUGAUGGUAUAUGUCAGCAAAUUUUACGGCUGAAACUUUCCGAAAGCCAUAUGGUUUUGUAUAAAAUUAUGUUGUUUUUCAAUCCGGAUGCUGACGGGCUCUCUGUAAGAGGAAGGGCAACUGUAGGAAUGGAAAGGACAAAACUUUUGAAUUAUCUGUACGCCCAAAUCAUACGUGAUCGUAUAGGGCGACAAGCCACCGAGCUUUAUUCUAAUAUGCUCAUGAUGACAUCUACUCUUAUCCGUGUUGCCUCAUAUUUGAAGCGCACCUUCGACAUAUCGCACAUAUUUGGUCCUGCAGAUGAUUUGAUUGAUCAGUUGAUUAUUGUUGGCUUAUGA